This is a messenger RNA of Apis dorsata (giant honeybee), 802 nucleotides long. RefSeq lists its product as uncharacterized. The record is from RefSeq and is a predicted model, not a curated record. NCBI's taxonomy places the organism in Eukaryota, Metazoa, Arthropoda, Insecta, Hymenoptera, Apidae. The transcript is spliced from 3 exons. Bases 10 to 708 code for a protein of 232 amino acids.
ACUUUUUAGAUGAUGUUGGUGCCGCUGACCAUGGUACUUUUUGUAGCGUUGGUGUACGCUCAACCAGCUAUAAAUGAAAUUCGGCCACAAAGCAACAGGCCAGGAAGAUUCCUAUCUCUUCCCAUACCUCAAAAAUGUGCAAACCGGCCGAAAGAAUUCAACUAUAGAGGGCACAACUACUUCUACAGCGGACAUAUUCCCGCUCAUGCAAAUCAAAGGGUGGAUUGGUUGGAUGCUAGAAACAUUUGCAGAGAAUAUUGUAUGGAUCUUGUUUCAAUGGAAACGCAAGAUGAAAAUAAUUUAAUCUUCAGACUUAUUCAACAAAAUGAUGUUCCUUAUAUUUGGACUUCUGGACGUCUUUGUGAUUUCAAAGGUUGUGAAAAUCGUCGUGACCUUGAACCUAAAGCUCUUUAUGGAUGGUUCUGGUCGGCCAACAGAAAGAAAAUGUCACCAACAAAUCAAAUCCCUGAAGGUUGGUCUUUCAAUCCAUGGUCUCAAACUGGUCACAAGAAAGUUAGACAACCUGAUAACGCUGAAUUUGAUAUAAAUGGCACUAGCGAAUCUUGCAUGUCUGUUCUUAACAAUGUUUAUAAAGAUGGAAUCAGUUGGCACGAUGUGGCUUGUUAUCACCAGAAACCAUUUGUUUGUGAAGAUUCCGAAGAACUUUUGAACUAUGUGGCCAGUACCAAUCCCAACAUUCGCCUUUAAAGGCCUCGUGAAUAAAUAAUCUAUGUCAUUAGCACUUGUUUUAUCCGUUUCUCUUGCAGUUUAGACGAGACACGAAUUAAAAACAGAAAGAAAA